Molecule: messenger RNA, 1342 nt
Organism: Haliotis rufescens (red abalone)
Lineage: Eukaryota; Metazoa; Mollusca; Gastropoda; Lepetellida; Haliotidae
Product: probable methyltransferase-like protein 24
Exons: 6
Coding region: 6-902 (298 amino acids)
Source: RefSeq, a predicted model, not a curated record
GUUUGAUGGCGCACUCGGUUACCAUGGCUCUCGGGACAAAGACAGUGGUCACAGCUCUUGUAGGCGCCGCACUGAUUGCAGCAGUAGUUCUCUAUACUGCACAGGAUCAAAUUGGAUACACGAACAACCAAAUCAGUGAAAUGAUUUCAAGUGAAGUGACAUCGCGGAUGGAAGAUGGCCACCCUCAAGAUGACGAGGACGCUUUAAAGAUUACGAAGUGGUGGCAAGCGUCAUCCCUUUUGAAGUGGGACUGGGAGAAACCCCCGGAGUACAUGUGCAGUGAGAUUGAGAAGAGGGGCAACUGGCACGUAUGUAACGACACAACCUUUGAGGUCAAGCCACCAUGUCUAGUCUACUCCUUUGGGAUUUCAAAUGACUGGUCGUUUGAUGAUGCAAUGGGGGCUAUUGGCUGUGAAGUUCAUUCUUUUGACCCAAGCAUUGGAAAAAAGUCCUUCAACAGAAGCAAGAACGUCCACUUCCAUGACCUGGGCCUCUCAGGGAAGGAUAGUGAUACGUAUGUUCCUACUAAGGAUACAUACGUCAAAAAGACAACAACGUGGAAGAUCAGACGCCUCAAGACUAUCAUGGAUAUGCUUGGACAUACAAAUCGACAUAUCGAUGUUUUGAAGAUAGACAUUGAAACAAGCGAAUGGCCGGCAGUGAAGGACAUGGCGGCAUCUGGAAUGUUCUCCAAAGUCAGACAAUUUUCUGUAGAGUGGCAUCUGUUUCCAACAUAUCCAAGUAGAUCGGAAUACGUAGGCAUUUAUGUAGGUGUCAUGGCCAUGAAGAAGCAAGGAUUACGCACGUUUAGAUACAGUUUUCACGGACGAGACUUCCGAGAAAAGACCUUCCGUUUGCAGGCAGAUGUUAACUACGUAAAUACCUUAUAUAAAAGCAUUUGAAGGUCACAAACAGUUGCCAAAACGAGAGUUCUACCUCAUUUCCGGGCAGUGCUAACCAUGUGGGCGACAUGUUCCUUCCGGCGAUAUCGACCCUGCUACGCUGAUGACGUCACAGGGGAAUCGCGCAUAAACGGUAGCCAGCUUCCCGUAUAUAUAUAUUACAAUAUUAUAUCUGACCAUGACUUACACACUUUAAAUAUGAAAAAGACACUAUAUGUGAAUAAAUCUUAAUUCAACCUCCUAAUACAAUGUCUAUCUACAUUGAGGUAGGCAACUGUCCUAUCCUUUGUCUCUCUUUACAAAGCAUUUAUUUAUGAAAUGGUCAUGGUAAAGGGAUGAAAAAGAUAUGUAGCAUGAGCUGAACGAACCAGAUCUGUAGGAGCUGUGGGAUCAGGAGCUGAAUGAGUUAGAGCCCAAGAAGCCAUAUGCAUUACAGGAAG